GGUCAAAAUGGCUGCAAUAACUCUGGAUGAUUUGUAUUUCGUUGCAUUAGUGACAAUAGCUUCGGCAUGGCAGCUUGUGUAACUGGACAGAAUUAACAUCUACUCAUGCAAAGAGAAUGGGUAUGUCACGAAUGAAGUUUAAAAUAGAUCCCCCAUCUAUGGAGGGGCCUCCUGAGUUCCUCCGCACAAUCAGAGCUCAACAGAAUGGCCUUGAGUUCUACCCUAUAUUUAUUGUAACAAUGUGGAUAUCAGCCAUCUUUCUCCAUCAAGUUCCUGCUGCCCUAGUUGGGGUGCUGUAUAUCUAUGCUAGGCAGAAUUACUUCAAUGGUUACAUCAAAGAUGCCAAAUCGAGGGUUGGUCCAUUCAAAAUGAGUGUUAUGGCAUUACAAUUAGGACUAGUGAUGUCACUAUUUGGUUUACUGCAGAUGGGACUCUUGAAUUACGCAGGAGUCAAUCUCAAGAUGGAGGCCAUUAGGCUCUACAAGUCUGUUGGAGGGCCUGAUUUGAUGUCAUAAGAGGAAUCCUGAUUUGAUGUCAUAAGAGGAAUAAUGUCUUACAGCAUAAUGGAUUCAAUCUCAUAUAAUAUCAGGAGUGAUUUUGAAUAAUAUCUGGUGUCAUAAGAAUGAUUUUAUACU
This is a messenger RNA of Owenia fusiformis, 635 nucleotides long. The record is from the annotation of a GenBank genome assembly. NCBI's taxonomy places the organism in Eukaryota, Metazoa, Annelida, Polychaeta, Sabellida, Oweniidae.